CAGUGGAUGGAGUCGAGUCGGAAGAUCAUGUUACAUAAUUUAUUUAUAACACGUAGACUACUACAGUGUAGAUCUACUGUGUAGUAAUCACUGGAAAGGUUUUCGGAGUUAGGUGGUCGUCGUGUAGCCAGCGUGAUCUCCCACGCAUGGUCUGUGGGCUCACGAGCGUUAGGUUGGCUGAGUAACUGGUAACGCUGCUUGCCGACUGUUGGCAUCCUCCACUCUCCAGACCCGAGGGAAGUAAUUACUUCGGAAGACAGCGUCGUAGAUCUACAGCCUGCCGAGAGAAAACGAAGAGUCACGGCUAUUGAUGAGCACAAUGGCAUCACAAUUCUCCACGGGCAACGUCGUCAACGUCUUCUCCGCAAUCUCGGUGUGUUUGAUUGGCUUGGCGGGGGUAGCCAGCAGCGCCACCAGCGCCGCACCAUUGCCUGAAGCCGACUGUAAGAGCCUGAAUGCUGGCAAGUUGGCGACGCAAGUGUUUGCCAAGUCCAAAGCCACGCUCUUGCGGAACAUCGGCGACCAACUGCUGAAGGAUGGUCGGGAAUACAUGUACUCGACGUUGGCGGAGGACAAGACGGUGCUGCGACUUCAUGCACGCAGCGACUCGUUUCUCUUUGUGGACCGAGUUCCUGAAAACGAUACGUGGUUUCUUCCCGCCUCGCUCGAAUGCAUUCGCAAUCGACUUGUGUUUGCCGGCUUCUACACACUGACGAAUGGCCCGGAUUCUCUAUUCGAGUCGACCUGCCCUGCAGAUAAAUUACAGUGUUCAGUGGAAGGCGAAGCCGACAUGACCUUGAAGACUGGGAGAAAGACGGCCACUGUGACAUUGAAGCCUGGAGACUGCUUGUAUAUUCCGCGCGGGCAAGCGGUGAGCACUGAAGGCAGCUGUCUGCUUGUCACGUGGCUCUGGUCACCGCUGGACGGCGUGACGUUUGAUUCGCAGCAGUGCAGCAAGCGAGCGCGCCAGAGGGCCAAGCUCGACAAGAAGAGGGCCAAGUGCGAGAAGAACACGCCGGGAGCAGCAGCAUGUUCUGACGGCAGAGAGCACUCGCUUGCAGGCGCAUCGCCGGUCCUACUCAUGUCACACUAUCUGAAAUCCACCGCAUGCUCAGCGGCUGCUCAUGACCCAGACUUUGUGCAACUGCUCGAGACACACUUCAAGCAGCUGGCCAGCAAUGAUGAAUUGCAAAAAGCAGCCAAGUCGUGCCACGACGCACUUCUGGAAACAGACCCGAUGGAUUGCAAUUCAAAGCAAUCACUGGCAGCCAUACAGAAGUUGGCCAAGCAAUUUGUGAGGCAUAGAAUUUUCUCCCCUUCUGACGACUACGUAACAUCAUCCAUGUGCAGAUCCAGCAUUGGAGGCAAAGGCUCGAAAAUUGUGCAUGCCAUCCAACAAGAUGCUCCCGCAAAGGUGUCCUUCUUUGAAAAAAAUACUCGUGUACAGGCAGUGGAAAUACGUGACGGGCCAACAUCACCAAAGGAGUUUUUCUCACAGUACGCACACCCCAGUGGUCAGGCCCGGCCUGUCAUUCUCAAGGGACUGGCCAGAGCCCAACCUGCAUACCAGCAGUGGCGGGAUGCUUACCUGGUCAGGAAAAUCUCCAGGCCAGAGAAGAAGUUGACGUCAGAUGAAGUGCUGAACAGGAUAUCCGACCUGCUGGAGUCGGCUGGCUCUGGGUUGAAUGGCGUUCUGCCUAGAGCGCUAUGGGGUGAUAUCCACAUUCCACAGCCACUGUGUAAUGGUCAGGUGUUGCAACGCAUGGGUGGGUGCUCUAUGAGAACUGCAGUGAAGCUGGCACUGACUAUAAUGGAUGACUUGCAUUACGAGAUGGGUGAUAUGCUGCAAUGCCAGCUGGACGGCUACGCCAGAUAUGUCCUCAUGGAGCCGAAAUAUGCGGACACGCUUCCAAUGGAAGACAUCGGACGCACUUGCCCGGUGGAUUUCGAUGAUGUAGAUCGGGUAAAGUACGGUAUACUCCUGGACACCCCCUGGGUUUUAGGCAUCGUGGAGCCAGGAGAUUGCAUUUACGUACCCUAUGGAUGGUUGAGGUACACAACCUACCACCAGCGCACACUGGCCGUCGACUUCACCUGGAAUCCAUUGGUAGAUGCACCGUCCACAUGGCCGGAUGCAGAUGUUCUUUCAAACUGCUCGUACGAUGGAACAGCUAUUGAUCCCGCGGAGGAAUUUAGGUUCCAGAUCUUGGAAGGCAUAGGUACGGGUGACAUCAGCCUGGAUGAACUGCAAACACUGAUGAGUGAAGAUCUGCAAAUAAGCAAUGCAACGUCCGCAGCUGCAACACUAAUUAACGCAGGGGACAGCAACUCGGACAAGACCCUCUCCAACAAAGAGAUAUUGGCGCUAAGCCGUGAUGUCCUGAGUGAAAUCAGCGCUCUCAACCAUUGGAAACCAUCUGUGCUAGAGUCAUCAGACGACUCGCAGGACACUUUCGAAAACGAUUCACCGACACCAGAGUCGGAAACAGAUGCAGAGCACGAUGAGCUGUGAUCACGAUGAACACAACCCUGUACACUUGGAUUGCCUAUCCCCGGCACUGGGCAUUGCAGAUACCUCAGUCGCACGUCACUGGUCUUUUCACAGUGCAUUGGCAUGGUUGUGAUCGUGAUCAUCUCCACCAGUUACCCAGCACUGCAGUGUCAGUUCGCUGUAGCUACCUCAGUGAAUGACUAACGGCCAGCUCAACAAUUGCCAGUUGAGCAAAUUCAUUUUUUUAAAGUUGCCGAGCAGCCUCUUCAGCUAACUUGCCAUUGCCAGUCUGCUGGGUAUGCAUGCAUGGUAGCAACCCGUUUAGUGGCAGUUUUGGACCCGAUGACACUUGAUUCAAACAAUCAGCUCUUACGCUAAGAGUUACCGAACUCCACCACACCCGUCUAAACUUUGAAAAAAAUCAGUUUGAUUGGUACUGA
Molecule: messenger RNA, 2931 nt
Organism: Sycon ciliatum
Lineage: Eukaryota; Metazoa; Porifera; Calcarea; Leucosolenida; Sycettidae
Exons: 9
Coding region: 311-2512 (733 amino acids)
Molecular function (GO): 2-oxoglutarate-dependent dioxygenase activity
Source: RefSeq, a predicted model, not a curated record